Messenger RNA from Aspergillus fischeri NRRL 181, 774 nucleotides. RefSeq names its product short-chain dehydrogenase helC (gene sdr1). The record is from RefSeq and is a predicted model, not a curated record. Lineage: Eukaryota; Fungi; Ascomycota; Eurotiomycetes; Eurotiales; Aspergillaceae. Gene Ontology annotation, molecular function: oxidoreductase activity, acting on the CH-OH group of donors, NAD or NADP as acceptor. The transcript has a single exon. The coding region runs from base 1 to 774 and encodes 257 amino acids. Gene Ontology annotation, cellular component: cytoplasm.
AUGAACACAGCCAUCAUCACCGGCGCCGCCCAAGGCGUGGGCCUCUGCAUCGCUGAAGCCCUCGCCCAGCGCAACUAUCGCAUCGUGCUCAGCGACAUCGACACCGAAAAGGGCCCCGCCGCUGCUUCCAAGCUCAACCUCACUCACGGCGAGGGCACUGCCGCCUUCUUCCCCUGCGAUCUCUCCAAUCUACGGGAAAUCGAUGCCCUCCUCUCCUUCACCAUCGAGACCAUGGGCGGGUUUUCCGUGCUGAUCAACAACGCGGGGUACCUCCGCGCGCCGUUCCUUGCGCUCUCCGCGCAGGACAUCCAGGAUAUGAUCACCGUCAAUCUAACGGCGCCCAUUUACGCAACCCAGCAGGCUAUCAAAUACUGGGAUGGGCUUGACCAGGGCCAGGCCGGAUGCGUGGUCAGCGUGACCUCCUCGUCGUCGUUCAAGACGUAUGCGAGCAUCGCACCGUACGGAGCGGCCAAGGCCGGCGCCGCCAUGUUUACCUUUGCGGCUGGGGCGUUUCAUCCGCGCGUGAGGGUGAAUGCGGUGGCGCCGACCGCGAUUGCAACGGGCUUUGACAAGAAUCGCAUGCGGGUGGAGACGGACCGUACGGGGCCAGGGUAUACGCCCGAGGAGGAGAUGCGGGCAAUGGGGUUGAAGAGGUUGCAGCCGCAGGAAGUGGCGGACGCGGUGGUGCGGUGUGUGGAGGAUGAGGAGCUGUAUGGGAAGGUCCUGUACUUGGAUGCGGUGGAGGGGAUCAAAAUACAUGAUGGAUAUACGUAG